Messenger RNA from Paramacrobiotus metropolitanus, 1693 nucleotides. RefSeq lists its product as uncharacterized. The transcript is spliced from 2 exons. The record is from RefSeq and is a predicted model, not a curated record. The coding region runs from base 381 to 1094 and encodes 237 amino acids. Lineage: Eukaryota; Metazoa; Tardigrada; Eutardigrada; Parachela; Macrobiotidae.
GGCGAGGUGAAGUCCUGUGCGAGUCAGUGCACAGUAGCGUAUGUGUCCGGCGUGAGUCAUGGCGCGGGCUAGUUGGUUAAUGGUGGCAGUUGUGGCACUGGGAAGUCGAUAUCCAGUGCGAGCGGUGGUUUUGCAGAGAUGAUGCCGGUCAGUACGACUGCCAACACUAGCGAGUGCAAUGUUAGUGUGAGUGGCAGUACUGGCGAGGAUGGCAUCGGAGUAAACGGCGCGAGUGGUCAGUGUGGUGUCAAUGUGAGUGGUGACAUUGGCGAGUGUGGUGUCAAUGCGAGUGGUGGUAUUGGCAGCAGAGUGGUCAGUGCGAGUCGUGGCAUUGGCGAGUGUGUGUGCGUGGAGAAUACAACAUCAACAAACAUGACGAUAUGUUGCGGACGUGUCAGGAGUUGUUAACCGGAUACGUAGACCGGAUGGGAGACUCAUUACCAUUUCCGGCGGAGUUUACAUGGAUGGCGGAUGAGUUGGCCCGGAUUCGCGUGCAGUUAAGAGCAUUAGUCCCACAUGGAGCGCGGUUUACCUUGGAGUCACCAACCGACAUCUGCUACGGACGCUACGUAGUGUACGAUUUCGAUAAGUUCAUCUAUGGACAGUUUCUUUACUACCGUAGAGACGACGGCGCGAUGCGUUAUGAGAGCGAAUACGGCUGUGUGUACAAAGAGUGUGGCGCCCAGAAGGAGCUAGUGUUAGUGGGAGAACAUCCACGAUUUUUUAAUCCGUUUAAAUGGUUUGUGGAAGAGGAAGUUCGCGAUACGUACGGACCGCGCUUGUAUCACAGUACACUCCCGGAGAUACGCCUUCAAUACAUCAUGCGGGAGGUGACGGAGCGGAGAGCGCAAGUUGCAGCGGAUGCGGCGCCAUACUAUAGUGGCAUAAUGGAAACGCUGCACUUUGCGGAUCUGCUAGUGCGAUGGGGGAGCGCGCCGGAAGUUGUGAGCGAACUAGACGAUGAUGCCGGUUAUCACCAAACGCCGGCUAAGUCAAGUGCGAAUGCGGUAACAAUGCAGCCUGCACCGGUAGAGGAGAUGGACACAGAUUCGGUGGAUACCGUAGCGGAAAGGGGCAAGUGCCAUCCGAGUUGAGGGAUGGUGGUCACCUUCUGGGACGGUCGGACUCGAGUGUCUGGACGGAUUGCGGAGGGCGAUUGAGUGUUAAAGCGACCCAUGACGAGGACGUCAUGAUCCAUAGGAGAGGCGUGUUGCGCGAGUGUAUACCGCAAGCGUGUUCUGUGGGUCAGGAGCAGCAUGCAUUAUGAAUCACGUGCAUAUUCAUAGCCAUAACGGGCGUGCUUACAUUGUAUACAUUUAUGGAUGCGGUUGGAUGCACAAUAUCUUGUUGUGGUAAGCAAGCCAGAGGUUGUGGCUUGAACGAUAACGGCAAAUGAUUGAGCGUGAAGAAAGGAAUGAAUCAUUGUGUAAACCAAUAGUGUGUCUUUGUUGUCUGCAAUGUUUUAUCUCUCGUAACAUGUUUUGAGUGCCUGGCUAAAAAAGUAGUGUGUGAUGAAGUUGUCAAAUGAUUUAGUACAUCUCCAUCCAGCCUCGGAACAACUUCUCUUGGAAUAUCUGCCUUUAUCUUUGCAUGCCAUUUUGUUAGCAUUCGAGUUGUUGUCUGCUAAUCUGCAUUAAAGGUCAUCGGGUCGAGUCAGCCGCUGUUGUUUAACGUUGUAGUUAGUGGUAGAUAA